UACCCGGUCGCGGUGACUGGGAAGAGAGGAGCGAGGCAUGCAGCAGCCAGUCAGUCCUGUGGUCCAUUGUUUUCACCACUGUAUUCUGCGCCUUCAGUUUGGACUAGUUUGAGUUUGGACAACAAAAGUAGUCGUUCUUCAGAGAAAGACUUCUUUUUUUUUUCUUCUUUUUUUUUUUAAAUCCAGCCUCAUUUGAAAAGGAAUCUGCCGUUUCAACAACCUCCUAUAGUGUUAUAUUUCCUGUGUAAAAUUCUGUCAUAAUAACACUUUGGCUGCUGUCGUAUGCCAGAACUGGAGUGGUUGAGACUGGGUUUGCUGUUGCGCCUCCACUGAGAAGGUGUGGAAGAGGAGAGUUCUGGGUAAAGUUUGACUUCAGCGGAGCUCAAAAAGGAGGAGGAACCUCCUCGGAGGAUGGAAACGUGAGCGAGCUUCUCUGGUGGAGUGGCAUCUUCUCUCUCUUCUCGCAAAGAGCAAAAAGCCAUCGAUUGACAAAGAGCGCAAGAAGACGCGGAGGGGGUUGGAUUUGAAGGUUUCGUAUUUGUAUACCAGGGGGAUACCAUCAGAGCAAGAGAAAGACACUUCAUCGCUCCAACAUGGCCGGGUUAUAUGGAUGCUUUAAGGGGCGCAACAGCGACCGUGCUGCCAUGGCAUCGGGAUCUCCAGACGUGUCGACCAAUCAGGAGCCCGCUGAGGUCCAGGAAGAGUGUUCAGGGAAGAAAAAGUCCAAGUUCCAGACGUUCAAGAGGUUUUUCGCGAGGAAGAAGAGAAAGGAGCCGUCGCCUGCAGGGGCGGACGCUGGCCUCAAGGCCAGCCAGUCGACCGACAAUGUCAGCAAAGCAUCGGAGAACAACACGCUCACCCGAUCCGAGAAGGAUAAGGGCUCUGGGUCAAAGAUCAGUCUGGGCAGCAAGGCCUUGUCACACGACUCCGUCUUUGUUUCGGACUCAUCAGAGGCAAACGAGGCUCUCGGGGCAUCUCAGGACAGCAUCCAUGGGAAAGUGAAGUCACUGCAGCUGCAGCUGAAGCAGGCCAUCAGGCUGGGCUCUCCUCCUUCGCUCAUGUGUGUGAAGAAGGCGGAAGAUGUCGGAACUAUGUCCGAGGAUGACGGUCUACCCUGCAGUCCGCCUGAGUACACAACGCAUCACACAGUCAUGAAUCAGGCUCAGAUGAACAGUUCAAUCAGCCUGGAGGGAAUAGACAGUGACGACGAACAGCUGUCCCAUGCCGCCUCCAGUAGAGCAAUGAGCCCCCUGGUGGUUCCAGGUGACUUCAGUCUGCCGGCCAGUCCCUUCGGCUGCCUGGACAACUCUGCUGCCAAACACAAGCUGGGCCUGAGACACAAAGCCUGCAACAGGAGGAAACCUACCAGCCGGCCGGAGGGCAAAGCCGAGGGAGACUCUGCGGUGGAAGAGAUGCUGACGACGUCCAUGGAAGAAGUAGAAACGGACGGUAUGGAGGAGCCACAACAGCAACUGAGGAUAGAAGAUGUCGGUGACCAUCAGCUGAAACCAAAAGUGGAGAAGGAGGAGGAGGAGGAGGAUGAGGUGGAGGAGACGGAGCCACCGCAGCAUUCCAGGCGAUCCCUGUUGAGAGAUAAGGAGGAGGAGGAGGAGGAGGAGGAGGAGGUGGUGGAGGAGGAGGAGGAGGAGGGAGAGGAUGAGCCCGAAACAGAACAGGAUGUUUCUCACGGCCCAGACACUUCCUGUCCUCCUGAGCCAAGACUCUCAGAGGAGGAAGCCUCGGAGUCCCAGCCCUUGCCCUCGUCCGAGCCCAGCUCCAGAGCCUCCUCUCUGGACAGUCCCAGAGCCACGCCGGAGCCCCCUACUGGCUUGAGGGAGUACCUGCUGGACCCCCCAGGCUUCGUCUAUGGAGCAGAUAAGAAGUUUGACAGUGACUCGGCGUCGGAAAGUGAAGAAGAUGGAGUCCAGGGAACCAUGGAGGAGGAGGAGGAGACCUCCCUCUUACAGGAGGUGCUUAGCUCCUUGAAGACGCCGCUUGGGUCUCUGGACGUUAAGACUGAGGAUGUCUUCCUGGAGAUGAAGCAGGAGGCGGAAGGGAAACUGAAAGAAGAGGCAGAGAUAGAAGAAGGAGAGGAGGUGAAGGAAGAGGAGGCAGAGGAGCAUCAGCCCAUCAGUUAUCAGUUCACUCCUUCUUGCUCAGUCCUGUCCAGUCAGGCCACAGAGGAAGAAGAGGAGGUGGUCACUCGUUCCUAUCAAAAAGAAGUAGAAGAAAAAAAAGAAGAAGAAAAAGAAGAAGAAGUGGUUGCUGUUGAAGAGGUGAAAGGUGAAGAAGCAGAAGAGGAGGAGGAGAAGGAAGAAGAAGAAGAAGAAGAUGUAGCUGUGGAGCAAUUAACUCAACAUGGUCAUGAGGAGGAGGAGGGACAGAAAGAGGACGCAGAGGAAGUCCAACCCGAGGAAGAAAGCAGUGUGCUCACAAGACAAACCAUCAGCCAGGCUGCAGAGGAAGAGGUGGAAGAGGAGAGGGAGGAGGGCGAGGAGGAAGCGAUAGAGCUGGAGAAGGAGUCCGAGGUGGAGGAAGAGGCGCAGGAGAAGACGGAGGAGGAGGAGGAGGAUGAUGAUGAUGGGGUGGUGGCAGUGGAGGUGAAUGAAGGGAGGGGCGUGGAGGAGGCGGAGGAGGUGGAGGAGGCGAUGGAAGAAGAGAAGAGCGAAGCAGAGGAGAUGCUUCCUGACGCGCAGGAGGAAGCUGAAGUUCAAAGUGAAACGUCGAUGCAGGAGGCGGAUGAAGGCGUCGUGCUCACGGAUGACGGCGUCUGCGGCGAACACAACGGCCAUGAUGAUGAAAUCCCUGCAGACCUGAGUGAUCAAGUGGUCGCUCUAGUGCAGGAGGAGGAAGAGAAGUCAAACAAGACCUCUGGAGACGAGAUCGAGGACGGAGAAGAGGAAGCAGAGGAUGGAGAAGAGAUCAGUCCUGAAGACAAAAAACAAGAAGAAGAAGAAGAAGUGGAAGCAAACCAAACGGAUGAAACUGAACAGGACCUGAAGCAGGAAAGUGUAGAACCAACCCCCCACGCAGACGUGGAUCCAAGUGAAGCCACAGAACAAGCCAGUGUUUCAUCCAGGCCUCCGUCUCUGUCUCUCCCAGAGUCGCCGAGUGAGACUCGUUCACCAGCGAGUGGGCCCACCACUCCCAGUAAGACCAGCGUCAUCCACAUAAAUCUGAUCUCUCCCAGCUCAGAGAAAGCCAUUUCUUUCUUUCAAACGUCCCCAACCAAAGCAGAACCCAGUGAAAGUGUCACCCAGUCGCCUCCUGCGGAUCCCACAGAAGAAACAGAAAUGGAUUUAGCAGGAGAAGAAGAAGAAGAAGAAGAAAAAGAGCCUGCACACAUACAAGAUGCUGCAGCUCCUGCCUCUGCGGAGGAAGAAGCCGACCGGCUGCCCUUUAGUUCAGAUCAGAGUAAAGCCCGAUUCAAUGUCUCCCCCGCCUGGCAGAGACCUCAAAGUCUGACCCCUCCGUCUUCCCCGCCGGCCUCUUCACCCUCCACUGUCGCUGCACCCAGCAGUGAGGAGGUGGAGGAGGCUGCUGCGAGCAAGAAGGUCGAAUUGGUGUUGAGCCCCAGUAAAAUGAGGAGCGCAGUGAGCGUCGCCGGCAAACCCCAGAACAGCGCAACACCGGCCCCCGUCAAACCUCAGACCUCAGCUCCCGCAAGCACGGAGGAGAGCUCGCCCGCCGUGGAAGGAAGCAACCCGUUUGGAGUUCGGCUGAGGAAGACGUCGGGUAUGCUCCGCUUGGGCUCGGAGGAGGAAAACACGGAGCCUCCGGUUGAAUCGCCCACUCCACCAACCAGCACUAAAGUCGACCCACCGCAGCCAGUCAGUGUUAAGCCUUCUGUGUAUCAGCCAAUCAGCAACAAGCCCGUCGUCCCGAAGAAACCAGAGGUACACGGAGAAGGCGGAGGGAAACUGAAGCGCGUCUCAGACCCAGCUACAGGUCGGGGGGCUUCUGCUGGAACUAAUUCUCCCAGCUGGAUUUCUAUGGCCAAACAGAAACAGAAGAUCUACAAAGAAAACUCACUGGAGGAGAUAACUGUCAAGAAGGAGGAACAGGAGAGAAAGUCUUCACUGCCGAUGUACGUCGGCUUAGCUGCAAGCAGGGAGCACAGCAACAAGACAGCUGAGUCCUCCUCCAAAGUGAGUAAGUCAGAGAUCAGUAAACCAUCAGCCUCUGCAGAAAAGGAGGCCAAGAGGGCGCUCUCCCCUCCGACUCCAGUGCCACCUCAGCCUUCCAAGUCCCAGUCACUCUCCUGCCCCGUCGCCCCCAAACCCCAGGUCCCCGCUGUCGGAGCGAAACAUCCGCCACAGCCUAACGCACCCCAAAGAUCCGUCCCACCCCCAACUCCGGUCCCCGUCCCCCAGAAACCUCCCUCUUGCACGGGCCCGCCCUCUCUCUCCAAACCUGCCACUCCGCCCAAGACGCCCCUGGUCACCUCCCCUCCCUUCUCGUCGAGGCCCGUCCCGGAGAAGCCCGGCGCAAAGGCCGCGGGGCUUUCCGGACAGACCCCGUCCCCUCAGCGAGGCCUGCCUUCCCCGUCUCUGCCCCAGGACGAGCCCCCCUGGAUGGCGCUGGCCAAGAAGAAGGCCAAAGCCUGGAGCGAGAUGCCCCAGAUUGUCCAGUGACAGGCCAAGGUUUUAACUGAGGGUCUGGUGCACCGGCUCAGAUCAACAAAGCUCUGGAUGGACCAGAACGCAUUUGCACACACGUUUCUUAUUGUCCUGGCUUCGGGCUCCUGAUUGGUGCAGAUGUCCAGUCACACAGCUAAAGACAGGCUCUGUUUAACUCCUUCCUUACGUUGUACAGCCAUGUUUCUAAAUGACAGGGUAGGACCCCAAAGGUUAAUGCGUCUUACUUGAACCAGAUCCUUUUUGUUUGUGUUUUUUUUUCUUAUUAUUAGUGUGUAAUAUAAUACGGUGCCUGAAUGAGAGAAAACACCUGUAAGCGUCACAGCAGUCGAUAUUAAUUUUUAUCCGAGGCCACACAGGAAAGGGAAGACGCAGGCAGAUUAUUUUAUAAAGAAGACAGAAUAAAUCUUGGGGUUUGCUAUUGUUAGGUUUUGUCUUAAUCUACACGAUGCUACAGUAUAUUUCUACCAGCCCAGUGUGUUUCUGUGUGUGUGUGUGUGCGCAUGUGUGUGUGUGUUUAUUUUAAAUCAGUGAUACAAGCUCACAUUUUGAGGGUGAUAUUGAGGAUAACAUGCAAGUUCAGCUGAAGAACAAUUUGCUGCCGGUGUAAAGUUUUGCUAAAAAAAACAAAAACAAUUUCUGAUCAGAUCUUUAUGGAGCAGAUUUCUUCUUUCUUUCUUCUUAACCUGAUGUUCGUCGUGCUCCCCGCUUGUUUCAGGCGGUAAAUUAUAUUUUUAAUUGUCCUCUUUUGAUAUUUUCAAAACCCUCUUUUGAUAUUUUGAAUACGCAAAACUAAACUACAGAUUAGCUGCAAGCAUACGACAGUAAGUAAAAAAGCAGGAAUCAUAUAGAAAUAUCAUCACGUUGACCUUCUUACAUUUUUAUUACGUUUUCAAAGCACCGUAAUAUUGCAGAGGUUUGUGCGUCGUGUAGAAAGAUACUUUCCUUUGCAUCCAUUAAACCAUCAGUCUUAUACAGUAACUCUCUGCGCUAUGAACUUUGUUUUUUUUGUAUCGCCUUUUGAGAAUUUGUCUUGUACAUAAAAUGUGCAGUAAAAAAAAGAAGAAAAAAAUCACUUUUCUUUGUGUGUUUGUCUGUGCACACUUUCAGCUGUGUAGUUGUAAUGGAAAUGUAUUGUAAAUUGUAUAAAGCCACAACAACUCCAACUAUUAAUAAAUAAUAAAUCCCUGA
Molecule: messenger RNA, 5828 nt
Organism: Mugil cephalus (flathead mullet)
Lineage: Eukaryota; Metazoa; Chordata; Actinopteri; Mugiliformes; Mugilidae
Exons: 16
Coding region: 594-4634 (1346 amino acids)
Source: RefSeq, a predicted model, not a curated record